UAACCAGUAUAACCAGUAUAACCAGUCCAUCCCAGUAUAACCAGUCUAACCAGUAUAACCAGUCCCCCCCCCAGGCGCGGGGGCUGUCCCUGCAGUGCCUCUCCUCGGCCAGAGGGGGCGUGGUGCGCGCGGCGGCCGCGCUGCGUCGCGACAUGUCGGGGUCGGAGAGCGGCGACGAGCGCCUGAACCGCGGCUUCAACGCGCGCCUCAUGGCCGCCGAGGCGUCGCUGCUGUCCCCGUUCGUGUCCCCUCUGGUGUCCCCGUUCCGCCACGUCCUGCUGGGCCGGGGGGCACACACGCUGGCGGCGCUGGUGGCCGAGCUGGGGACAGCGGGGACAGCAGGGGACAAGGAGGGGACACCAGGGGACAGCGAGGGGACACGCGGGGAUGGCAUGGGGACACGCGGGGACAGCAUGGAGACAGCAGGGGACAAGGAGGGGACACCAGGGGACAGCGAGGGGACACGCGGGGAUGGCAUGGGGACACGCGGGGACAGCAUGGAGACGGUGGCCCUUGGUGACACUCGGGGACAAAGGGCGGAUCUGGGAGGUGGCCCUGGGGACGGCCCCGCCCCCUCAUUUGCAUCGGCCGCGUUUAUUGGCUGUGACCGGAAUUGGGGACAAUAA
Messenger RNA from Pyrgilauda ruficollis (rufous-necked snowfinch), 626 nucleotides. Its product is annotated as translation initiation factor IF-2-like. Lineage: Eukaryota; Metazoa; Chordata; Aves; Passeriformes; Passeridae. The record is from RefSeq and is a predicted model, not a curated record. The transcript is spliced from 2 exons. The coding region runs from base 153 to 626 and encodes 157 amino acids.